AUGGCGAUGAUAAACACACUAUGUCUGCUGGCAGCUUGUUUCGCUACCACCAUCGCAGGCCCGGUGCCGCUGCUGGCUCGCAAAAACCAGUUCUUUCCCUUCGCGAAUACAUCGUCCAUAAUAUCUUCAAUCACAUCACCAACGUCGAGCUCUGGUUCACCGGUAUCGAGUUCACUCCCUGCAUCAACCGUCAAUGCCGAGUCUGCAGCACUUAUUGUCACUCCAAUCGAGACGGUAGUGCACACCGGCAUUGUGCCGGCCGUCACAUUAUUCGAUCCUAAGGGAAACCCGUUAGCAACCGAGCCAGAACGGACAGUACUUUCUACGGCCUUCAUCGUGAAAACCCCAACUGCUCCACCUCCAGAGCCCGCUCCCACCUCAUCGAAUGCUCUUGGAGUUACUUCGAGUCUUGACAACUCAGCGACAACGCUCACUGCAUCCAGCGCGCAGAACAGGACUUCUGCUGCUUUAACAGCCACUACAUCUUCUUCCUCUUCUCAGCUUGGACCUCCUGCUCAGGAACCCAUACCUACCACAACCACGCAGCAGACAACGACAGCUCAAUCAAAAGCACCAGCAACCACGGCAACCUCGACCCUAAUGCCCCUGCCUUCACAGACACCUUCAUCAUCAAACCUGAAUAAUAUCGUCACAAAUACGCUCUACACAACCGUGCAACCUCCUGCCGAAAUUUCCACCCCUCCACCCGAACAACCAGAUCAUCAGCACUCUACAACGCCAAUCGACACCCCUCCCGCUAUCCCCAACCCCACAUCUUCGGUGAAUGCCGCUCCCAGCCCUCCUCCGGCGAACAUACCCCCCGUCAUAACGGUGACAAUGUACACGACCGUUCCACCCGCGGCACCCACCUCCAUCCCCAACGCUUCCGCGCCCCCAGAAAAUCAAAAUCCUCCCGUCUCUCCAGCUCCGCCUGCUUCUUCUUCAACGACGACAACGACAGCAAGGACCACCGUGUCCAGCUCAACGCAAACCUCAGCAUCCUCCACAAACACACCUCCCGCUGCUGGCGUGCCUGCCCCUGAACCUACAACUACCGCACCCCCUGAGGUUUCGCCCCCUCCGCCCGCCCCAGCGCCCACGUCCGACGGUCCGCUCAUUGUGUCGCCGAUUCCGCCGGAGCAGGUGGUUACUAUUACGGAGACGGUGACGCAGAAGGAGACGGUUACGGUUACGGCAACGGCGACGGCGACGGUGACGGUCGGGGGGUAG
Westerdykella ornata is the source of this 1230-nucleotide messenger RNA. RefSeq lists its product as uncharacterized. NCBI's taxonomy places the organism in Eukaryota, Fungi, Ascomycota, Dothideomycetes, Pleosporales, Sporormiaceae. The record is from RefSeq and is a predicted model, not a curated record. The transcript has 2 exons. The coding region runs from base 1 to 1230 and encodes 409 amino acids.